CGCCUGGGAGGCGGGCCGCCUGCCGCCGGGCUCCCAGGAACCCGAGGACGUCCUCAUGGUGGAGGAAAUGUCGUGACUGCUGUGGGGACAAGCGGAAAUUGUGGCUCACCCCCUGCCCCUGCCACUCCUGAAAAUGUCACGUAUCUGCAUCGUCCCCUCACGUCUGGGAAAGGUUUCUCACCUGACCUACAACACCGCCACCCGAAACCCAGCAGCACGGCUUUCUGGCUCUCUGCUCAUGUCCACGCGGGCGGGCUGCGUGGGAUGCUAGCCGUCUGUCGGUCCGUGUCUCUGAAGCACAAAGCAAGCGCUCAGGGACGUGGAGAGUGGCUGGCAUGCACCCCAGGCCCUGUGUGUUGGUCCUCCAGGCUCAGAAGCAACCGGAAAACGGGCGAGAACGUCCACGUGGACUUGUCCACCGGUCAUUCCAUCCCCGCAGAGAUUUGGAACCAGGGAGGCAGAAGGUCCCCGUGCCCAUUAUGCACCUAGCCCAUCCCAGCAUGACAAAAGACAGAGGCAUCCGGGCGGUGGGACCGUCUCCAAGGAGAGGGGCUCCCUCCUGGGAACACAUAGGCGCCUUACCGAGCCCUGGGGACGCUCACCACGCCGUGAGCCCGGCCAUGGCCGAGGACGUGGGAGGAAAGAGAGAGCACCUUUCUUCGGACGGAUAUGCCCCAGCCUGCAUUAGGGAAUCGGCACCUGUCUGGAUUCCUUCCGAAAUCGUGUCACUGCUUUUAAAGACAGCCGUCUCCGUGGCACGUGGGGCCGGGAGGCAGGCGUUCCCGCGGAUGUGAAAGGCAUUGGGGGUAAAUAUCGCUGCUGAGAUGUCCGAUGGUCUUGCAGGUCGUUUUUUCCUGAGGUUUUCCUGCGGAAAGCAGGAUCGGGACGUCCUUCUCUCUGUCUCUCCAUGCGUGUCUCUCCUGGAGCUCUCGGGAUGAGGAAAGGGAUUGGGGAAGGGGACAGCCAGCUGUCCCCCCAGGAGGACGACGCCAGGCACCCAGGACUCGGGAUGAGUGACACAGACGUCCGCUCUUCCCGUGCACCUUUCCGCUCGGGGCUUACGGGCACUCACACGAUGGGAAUGAUCCGUGGCUAAUUUGGGACAGAGCCCGUCUAUGGCGCUUCUCUACAAUGCAUGCUAAACAUCGGGGUGCGGCUGUGACCAUACAAGGAAGAAAACACGGUUCCGGACUGUGUGUGCUCAUGCCAGGGCACGAGGAAGCCCACAGAAGGCGCUCAUGCACACCUGGGCGGGGAGAUGCCCACUCCGAUUACACGGGACACCCCGAUCCACUCACAAGUCUACACUGUGGGAAGCCUGGGGGGCUCAGACGGUGACGCGUCUGCCUUCGGCUCAGGUCAUGAUCCCAGGGUCUUGGGAUUGAGCCCCACAUCGGGCUCCCUGCUCAGCGGGAAGUCUGCUUCUCCCUCUCCUGCUCCCCCUGCUUGGAGAGAUAAAUUAAAAUGUUUUAAAAAAUAAAAAAAAAAGUCUGCACUGUGAAGAAACGUAUUUCACAAGAGGCAAUAGUAGCUGAUAAGGAAGGUUUUUGUUGAAACACUUGCAUGUUUUGGGGUCGGGGCGGGGUGGAAAUACACAGAAGAAAAGAGUCAGCAUCUUUCGAAAGAUUUCCAGGCACCGAGAAAGAAAACCGAGCCCUCUGGGCAGGGGAAGCGCUCACUCGCUAUCGGCUGUCACCGUGGCUGAGAUACCCAUGCAGCAACGCUGAGGAGGGCCCCGUCAAGGUGCCGUGUGCAAUAAGCAGACAGCGCCCCGGGAUUACAGGAAGAACUUGGCAACCACCGGGACACUUCCUCCAGCACAGCUGGGAAGACGACACAGACAGAGGAGUCUGGGGUCUGGAUCCCCCCUCCCAAGCUGGCUGCCUGUCCCACCAGGACCUUCGCUGCUGCCCAGCAUGUGGCCUCCCUGCCGUGGGAGCCGGAUCCCUAUGGCCUUGCUGUGGCUCGCGGUGUGUCUGACGUCUGUCUCGGGUCUGCUGCAAACGGAGGAAGAUCCCGAUUCCCCGAUUAAGAACCUAAGGAUGGAGCCGGGAGAAAAGAGAUUGACCUGGGACCUCCAUGGAAAUGUUUCUGGAAUUAUGUGUUUCAUAAAUUCAAAAUUUAUCACUAAGGCCAUCAACAACAACCGUUACUGCCAGUUCCAAGUGCUUUCCUCGUGUGAGGUGAAAAACUUCACCGUCUCCUUGACCAAAGGCCCACCGUUCUUGAUGGGGAUUCAGUAUCCUCUGCAAGAAGGAAACCCUGGGGCAUCCGCACAACGUCUGGACUGCUGGGUGCACGACAUGGACUUCCUGACGUGCAGCUGGGAGGUGGGCAGGGAGGCCCCCAGUGACGUCCAGUAUCGCCUGUACAGGCAGCACCUGUGGACCCGCAGGGAGCAGGAGUGUCCGCAUUACGAAAUGGACGAUCGGGGGAAACACGUCCGGUGUCAUUUCAAUGACGUCCCCAGAUUGGAGAAACAGCUCCAGAUCCUGGUGAGAGGCAGCAGCCAAAGCGCCAGGAUCCCCUGCUCGGACCGUACUGUCGAAUUAUCAGAAAUUGAGAGAUUAAAUCCACCCAAUAUCACUGGCACGUGUAAUAAGUCAUAUUCGAUGAUGAAGUGGAAAGUGUCAAGUCACUUCAAUCGCAGAUAUGAGUAUGAACUUCAAAUACAAAAGGGCAGCGAUCCCGCCUACACAGAGAAGCUCCAGGAAAACUUCUUUGAGCUUUACAAUCCCGGAAACUACAUGGCGAGACUAAAGGUGAAAGGUUUCUUCCGCAACACCUGGAGCGAAUGGAGUGCCCCCCAACACUUUGUGUGCGACGUCGGGGAGGACGUGCCGCGCCGGGACUGGCUGUUGUCUGCACUGGGCUUGCUGGCCACGCUGCUGGUCAUGGGGCUGGCGGUCGUGCUGUGCAGAAGGUACUCGGUUUUGCAGAAACUCUUCCCUCCCAUCCCUCACAUGAAAGACCCCACCAUUGACAAUCUUCAGAGCAGCAAGUUGGUGGCCUGGGAGGCCAGCAAAGCAAGCUGGGAGGACUGCCCGGUGGCGGAAGUGCAGGUUUUGGGAGAAACAUGACGCAGGACCAGACCUCCUUCUUGGCAUGGCCAGGUGCCUGCACAGCCUGGUUGCCCUUGGACCAACGGAUGAUUGUGGGGGUUUGUGGAGGGAGAGGGACACCCCAUGCCCACUCCACGGAGCAGCCACGAUAAAGAACAGCUGUGUGGGCUCAUUUUGUAAAUAAACGCUGU
This is a messenger RNA of Ailuropoda melanoleuca (giant panda), 3253 nucleotides long. RefSeq names its product interleukin 3 receptor subunit alpha (gene IL3RA). The record is from RefSeq and is a predicted model, not a curated record. Gene Ontology annotation, biological process: cytokine-mediated signaling pathway. The transcript is spliced from 13 exons. Bases 1917 to 3080 code for a protein of 387 amino acids. Lineage: Eukaryota; Metazoa; Chordata; Mammalia; Carnivora; Ursidae. Gene Ontology annotation, cellular component: external side of plasma membrane; membrane. Gene Ontology annotation, molecular function: protein binding; cytokine receptor activity.